Protopolystoma xenopodis is the source of this 1710-nucleotide messenger RNA. NCBI's taxonomy places the organism in Eukaryota, Metazoa, Platyhelminthes, Monogenea, Polystomatidea, Polystomatidae. The record is from the annotation of a GenBank genome assembly.
AUGGAUAUAAUCUGGAAUUCUAUAAAUAAUUGCCACAAACCGAACAAACCCUGUUGCCCACUAAUCAUCCUUUUCGCGCAUUACUCUACAGAUGAGUCCCAAGCAUCAUUGUGGUCAUCAGCGACUGCGCGCCACGAAGAUGAGGAUGACCCUUCAACUCAAAUGUCCACCUACACUCCGGACAGCCUCAACUUUUUGCAUCAUACAAGAGGCCCAAACUUAACAAUGGAAAACGAAACGCUGAGCCGAGUUGCUUUGCCGUCGGGGCUGACCUCAUCCGUGGCCAAGGCAACAAAGUCAAAAGUGUCUACAGCAUCGACAGUUGAAAAAGUCAUGAAUUCUGGUCAUUACGAAUUGGCAUACUCGAGUGCCUCCUGCCCAGAGACCGCUUUCCAAUUGACAACCUCGUCGCCUGCAUCAGGUGACCUGACCGUCUCCUCUGUCGUCCGAAGUGACUCGGAUGCAAAGCCAAUGCACAUGAGACCAACCAGCCGGCCUCCGAGUCGUCCGGACUGUCGGAAUGUUGUCCCGGGGGUCGACGAUUUUGUGACCCAGUCGGCCAUGAGUCCCACUUGGUGGCAGUGCCUUCUGGCGGUUCGCGGCGCCUGUCCACCCGGACACACGUCUUCAAACACCGGCCCUGUUGCCAUGACACAGAUUGCACCAAUCUCCCAGUCUCCGCCGGCCGAUAUGGCCGGAUGCGAGCCGUUCAAUUCCAGUCUACCAAUUAAUCUUCCCGCGGGUACCGUUUUUCCAACUGCCAGUCGAAUCGCUGAGACAAGCAAGCCAGAGGUACACACCGAUUUUGCCGCACCCGAGGCUGCGGGGUACCACUCACCUCAGACGCAGUCUCAGAAAGCCUUUUUGGACACACUUUUGAUGAUGAUGCUGAUGACGGCGCUCAAUCAGACUCGUCUUUGCAACCUGGCCGAGGAGACGGACAACGAGCAUGGACAACAGGAAGACUUAGCAACUGACAAGUCUACCGCAGGCCGAUUUGACGAAGCCUCCAUGUCACCGACCAAAUGUCUAUCGCUGCGCAAGCGAAGGUGUCAAUCGGUUCGAGCGGGAAAUAAACGAACUCGCUUCGCUCACGAGUCCGGCCAACGAUGCGGCAAGUUGCAUGUACCAGCUUUCGGCAAGACUGUGCCUUCAGGACCUUGUCAGGACGGCAAUUGUGACGAUUUUCCCGAACUCACGACCUUAAAUGAGGGUGAAACGCGAUCUGGAAGAGCUGUUAUGGGGUUGGUCGACUCAGACUACACAUCGGGUGCGAACUGCGAGAAUGUGAGUGGCUUGGAUACCAGAGAAAUAGACACGGAGGCAGAUGUAAAGCUAGCGGGGCGGGAGGAAGAGGAGCCAAGGGCCUGGCAGGGUGGCAGAGGGCAGAAAGAAGUGGGCCAGCACGACCAGGGGCCAAAUGAUGACAAAGUGCAUAUCGUAAUUCCCAGAAAUGCUGUAGCCGCUGGGGCGGUUAAAGUCAAGUGUGUGAUUAGCAAACAUGGUGACAUUUUGGCCCCCACGAAAUCCAGUUAUUUUUCGCCAGUUUCUGGCAAUCACUUGCACACUGGGCACAAGAAUAACACGGAAGUUCAUCCACCGAGUUUCUUGCCCUGCAACAGUGAUAAAGACGCAACUAGUGAACCGGUGGAAAAGAUGACAACCAAUAGUCAACUGGCAGUAGGUACCGACAAGAAAAGCAUUGGGUAG